This is a messenger RNA of Caenorhabditis sp. 36 PRJEB53466, 2318 nucleotides long. NCBI's taxonomy places the organism in Eukaryota, Metazoa, Nematoda, Chromadorea, Rhabditida, Rhabditidae. The record is from the annotation of a GenBank genome assembly.
AUGAUCUUGAUGCUGGAGAAAUAUCCAAAUCUACUACAAGAAACGUAUGUUUUUGGACAAAAAUUGUAAAUUUAUGCACCCCGUCCCCUCCCCAACACUUUCCACAUAAAUCAUGAAAACUAAAUAAUGAAGCACACAGUACAGUCUGUCCACAUCCGCCACAGUUGUCAUUGAUUGUACAUCAUACAAACUACGAGCCUUCAGUGGUCACGAGCACACUCUCGGCUCGUCGUAUCUUAUCAGUUUGGACAGAAAUCUGGGCCGCUCACGGUCUUUGUGUAUAAAACGUGUACAUGCGUCCAAGAUAGGCUGUCGAACCAGCGGUUUCUGUAGUCAUUUCACUUUGAAUCACCUUCUUUUCUAACGACUUUUUCUUCAAUUUCAGAAUGAGCAGCGAUCUAAUUGUCGAGAACGUUCCGUUGACUAAGGAAUGGCUGGCCGAUCUGAUGGAGAAGAAGAUUGGUGUGAAACCCAAAGUUGGAACUGUAAGUUGAUGUUUUGUCAUAUAAUAUUUGGUGUUACAACCGCAUGAUUUUGGCAGACUGGAAUUUUGGACAAUGCGGAGUUAGGAUACAUGUCGAUGAUCCGUAAAGUCGAGCUUCAUUUCGACGCCGAACAGGAGGAGAAACAUCAGAAUCUGCCAAAACACGUGGUUUUGAAGGUAUGCAUUUGAAUUUUAAUGUAGUUGGUAUUUGAAUUAAUGAUGAACGGGAAAACAUGGAAAAAACUGUGCAUCACUGUGAAUCAUUUGUAUAUGGAAAAAAACUAGAAAAUGAUAGGAACAAUAGAAAACAAACCGUAUUUUUUGUACAUUGAACAUAUCACAAUACAUAGUUCAAUCGAAUUCCAACUUUGUAAAGUGCAUUGCAGUUCAAUUUUUCUUAUCAGUUUGACGUUGACAUAAUAUUAUUGUCCAUAAGAGUCAAAUUGAAAUGACGUUUUUAGAUAGAAUGGUGAACUUUUAAAACUCCACACCUCAGUUUUACUCAAAAAACAGUAUAAGUUACCGUCAAAAAGUAAUAUUCCGAUCCCCCUUGCCAAGUGUUAUUCAUUCUUUUCAGAUCGCCUGUAGUGCCAAGGGAACUGAUGUGCUCGAAAAUGCCGGUGGUGAUGUUGGAGAUGUCCGUGACACCGCCGCCGUCGAGCAGUUCAUGCACAAUACCGAGUGCGACUACUACACCGUCUUUUCUCAAUGUACCCCCACCAAAUUGCGCGAACAUUGUUCAAUUCUUUCAAUUCUUAGUGUCCGAGAAGCCGCUGAACGUGCCAAUUGUCUACUGUGCUGCCAAGGCCGGUGACAAGACCGCGCCGAUUCCAGUGAUUGUGAUGGAAAUGUUCGACAACUGCAAAGUGUAUGAUCUUAUCGAAGGGUUUGAUGAGCCGAAGGUAAGACUGAUAGAGGUGUACAGAACAAAAGAGAAUCAACAAGUUCAGCUGUACAAGAUCAUGGAUGAAAUUAUCAAACUUCAUGUGUAUUCGCUGACAACUGAGGAAUGGAAGGCUGUUACUCCAGACCCAGCGGUAUUAAUCGUAAUUUCAAUAAAUUGUAUGAAAAACAGAAUAUUUUAGCUUUUCGCUAUGGCGGAAAUUUUCCACGGAAUGAUCAAAACUAUCGCAGAGAAUCUUGCCAAGCAACCAGGAUUGGAUGUAAUCAAUGUUUUCGUUCGCAACACGUUCGAAAAGGACAUGAAGUUCUUGGAGAAAUUUGCAGAGGACUAUAUCCUUGAAAGUGCUGAUUUUCUGCAGCAUUUCUAGACUCUAACUGUAUUUUUUGCAGAACGUCCAUCGGUUCUGGCUCAUGGUGAUCUAUGGGCUCCUCAAAUUCUAUGGGACAAGAAGGAUAACAUUGCCGGAAUCAUUGACUGGCAGAUCUCUCACCGUGGUGGACCGGUAACUACAAGUCUUCAACGCUAAACGUGUCAAUAGAAUUAUUUUCAGAUGGAAGACAUCCACCACAUCCUCUCCACUUGUACAACCGUCGAGACCCGUGAAAGAUUGACGAAACCACUUUUGGACUAUUACUUUGACAAGUUGUCUACUGCCCUUGAGGCAAAGGCAGUCAAGAUCCCAUGGACUAGAGAGGAAGUUGAUGUAAAUUGCAUAUAUUUUUUGGAUUCAACUCAUAUAUUCGUUUUUAGGAGGAGUACAAGCACAGUUUCAUCCAAGGUGCGGCGCUGACCAUCUUCGCCAACGGAUUCUGGUCGAACUCCCCAGUUCUUCAGACUGACGGACAACCAGAUCUCGGCCGAAUUGCCGAAUCGUUCGCUAGAUGCAAAUCUUAUGUCGAGGAGACUGUUCGAGUGCACAAUAUGUCUUAA